AUGCAUCAUCUCGCCUUGAAAAAUAUUGGAUUAGCUACCAUUUUUUGGCUCCUUGCUAUCCUACCUUGCGCCCUGUCGAGUGCCGUUGACUCUCGACCUGCCAUUGGAUUUGACCUUGGGCAAUCCUACGGAACUGCGGUUGCCCACCUACCUAAUGGAACCAUUAUUAAGCUUGCCAAAGUGGAGGGGAGUCUAAGGUACCAGGCCUUUUUACAAAGCGAGAUACAAAAGCAGCAAGGUUCUCGAUGGUAUCCUUCCAGGGCCGAGGUGCAGCGAGAAGAACUCUCGAGGCUACUGAAGCAAUAUACAGGACUUGGGGGACCGUACGGGGCAGCAAUUCUUGCUGAGAUGCUUAUUCCGCUGCGAACUGCAUCGGAAGCCGUUCUCGGAGCACCUCUACCAGCUACCGUGGUUAUCACCGCACCUUAUAUUACCGCCUGGCGACAUGAAGAAACAGAGGACAGCAGCUUCGUGGAAAGAGCACGGAAACUAGCGGGACUAAGACCUUUAACGGUUGACAAUAUGGAUCCCGUCUACCUUGGCGAGGCUAACUCUGUUCUUGCUGCCAACGGACGUGAGAUAUGUCCUGACCUUCGCUGCAAAGGCCCUGAAUGGUCCGACGAAAUCCUUUUUAGACAAGAUGUAGUUUACUUCAUCAGCUUUACAAACCAGUCUCUAUAUACGUCGUUCCAAAUGGCGACUUGCUUCUUUCAUUCCCCUGUUGGUGCCAGACUUGGGAAUAUUGAUCCAGAUUUUGGUUUAAACCAACAGCAUCAGGCGACUGACAGGGCAAGCUUUUGGCAGAGGCUUCAAAAGCACCUUAUAUCUCGAGUUGGAGAGCAUGCCAAGAUACGGGAUAUUUACCAACAGAGCUACCUAGUAGUUGUAGCGGGUGAGGCUGCGAAUACUCCCGAAUUCCUGGAUGCCGUAAGGCAAACAGUCACCCAUAUACAAAACGACCCUGUCCAUAGGGUUAAGGAGACUGGAACAGGACCUAAGGUUGAGUUACUGGUCUCUGAUGAUCCGACGUACGCUGCGGCCAAGGGUGUUGCAUUCUGGAGACGAACAAUGAUUGACUCGUCAUACUGUGAUGAUUGGUUCGAAGCGGAAGAAAAAUAUAAAUCUAGGCAGAGUUUUGACAGAGAAGAUCGUGAUGAACUAUAA
Molecule: messenger RNA, 1164 nt
Organism: Drechmeria coniospora
Lineage: Eukaryota; Fungi; Ascomycota; Sordariomycetes; Hypocreales; Ophiocordycipitaceae
Exons: 3
Coding region: 1-1164 (387 amino acids)
Source: RefSeq, a predicted model, not a curated record